This is a messenger RNA of Micromonas pusilla CCMP1545, 426 nucleotides long. RefSeq lists its product as uncharacterized. Gene Ontology annotation, molecular function: 1-alkyl-2-acetylglycerophosphocholine esterase activity. NCBI's taxonomy places the organism in Eukaryota, Viridiplantae, Chlorophyta, Mamiellophyceae, Mamiellales, Mamiellaceae. The annotation marks the transcript as partial. The transcript is spliced from 2 exons. The record is from RefSeq and is a predicted model, not a curated record.
AUGGCAGACUACGAGCCCGCGGGGACGGGCGUGCUCAUGCGCCUGUACUUCCCCACCGACGUCGCGCCGCCGUCGUCAUGGCGCCGAUCGCCGUUCGGAGACAGGCCGUGCUGGAUGCCGAACGCGACAGGAUUCUGCGUCUUCGCGCACGCGUUCGGACGGCUGCUGGGGGACACGAUUCCGGCGUCGAUGGACCGCGCGCCGUCGCGCGCGGUCGCCGCGGAGAAGAAGAAGGCCGAGUCGUCGUCGUCGUCGGAGACGAAGAUGCCGCUGGUCGUGUUCUCGCACGGGCUCGCGGGGACGCGCACGAUGUACGCCGCGCUCUGCACGUCGUUGGCGUCGCAAGGGUACCUCGUCGCCGCGAUCGAACACAGGGACGGCUCCGCGUCGUGCGCGAGUCACGUGGACGAGAGCGCCGGCGAGGUG